Messenger RNA from Trichomycterus rosablanca, 5675 nucleotides. RefSeq names its product RING1 and YY1 binding protein a (gene rybpa). Lineage: Eukaryota; Metazoa; Chordata; Actinopteri; Siluriformes; Trichomycteridae. Gene Ontology annotation, biological process: positive regulation of DNA-templated transcription. Gene Ontology annotation, molecular function: DNA binding; transcription coregulator activity. Gene Ontology annotation, cellular component: nucleus. The record is from RefSeq and is a predicted model, not a curated record. The transcript has 5 exons. The coding region runs from base 80 to 1087 and encodes 335 amino acids.
UAGAGCUCAGGCUCUGGCUCGGCUGUGUGUGGAGGUGCCACACUGUACAUUACUGCAGGGACACAGCGCUUCUCCCAUUAUGGGCGACAAGAAAAGCCCAUCCAGGCCAAAAAGACACUUUAAGCCCUGUGCAGACGACGGAUUUUGGGACUGUAGUGUCUGCACGUUCCGCAACAGCGCCGAGGCGUUCAAGUGCAGCAUGUGUGAUGUGCGCAAAGGCACGUCCACAAGAAAACCUCGGCUAAACUCACAGCUUGUGGCACAACAGGUAGCGCAGCAGUACGCUACCCCUCCUCCAGCAAAGAAAGACAGAAGAGAAAGGACGGAGAGAGACGACCACUACGACAUUGAUAACUCAGACUCGGACAGGCCGAGCAUAGACAACUCUGACUCAGACAGACUGGGACCAGACAGUAACCACUUGGACAGAAUACAUAUUCAAAAGGACAGGAGACCGGAGCGUGUCGGUUUGGAUAAACCUGAGGUUGUCCAAACGCCACUGGAGAAAAAGCCAGAGAGACCCAUACUAAGCCAAGAACUGCACAGAGAACUAAUGGAUAAGAUUCAACCACAAAAGCAACACACAGAAAAAGAGCAUCACACAGGUGGAUCCGGGACGCAACCGGCCGAGAAGGAGGAGAUGAAGAAAAGCAAAGUGGAAAAAACAGUGGGAGACAAGAACAAAGAGAAGGAAAAAGGUCUUGGGUCCAGCAAAAAGCCCACUACAAAGAAGAUGAAGCCUAAGCUCCUUAAUAAAGGUCCCCCUAGUGAAAGAAGCAGUAUGAAGUCUGGCAAAUCAGCCACUAAAAGCAACAAACCCUUAAUUUCAAGGCCUAAGCUGAAAAACAUAGACCGGAGUUCUGCGCAGCAAUUAGCUAUUACGGUGGGCAAUGUUACAGUCAUCAUCACAGACUUUAAGGAGAAGACACGCUCCUCCUCCACCUCCUCAUCCACGGCCACUUCCAGUAGUGGUGGCUCUGAACAACAGCACCUGAGUUCCAGCUCGGAGAGCACGGACAGAGGCUCGUCCCGUGCCUCUACACCUCGCCAAGAUCUAUCCUCCGCUGUACACAAUGAGCCCCUCUGAGGAAGUUGGAAGACCAAAAUCCUCUCACACACCUUCAUAAUGCACAAAUAGAACUUUUAUACUAAGCAUGAAAAGAUGAAGGAUCAUCAUGCAUGGAGACUGUUUCCAUCUUGAUAAUCGAUGACACGAUGUGCGCUGUGUUUCAAUACUGUUUUAACACACCCUUCUUGACUCCCCCACAUUGUGUAACUGAAGUGUGUAAUUUGUGUGUCACACGAGUGACCUCUUGCAGCGCUGAAGGAGGACGGUGUAGCAGGGAGAGGAUUUUUCAGCCGGAAUGCCCAACGUAGUUGAAGUGAUUUUCUUGGCAGUUUGUAUGGUGUGUUUUCUUUGAACUAUGUAUAUUCGAAUCAGCUUGGUAACUAACUAGCAUGCUGAUGAGCUGAUUUGCUAAAUGUUUGCUAAUUAUUAGGGGAUUUUUUGCUCCUGUUCUCAAAUAUAAACAGCUUCAUUUUCAGAUUUUGCUUCUUUUGAGAAGGAAAUUGCAUCAAAUUGCAGUGUCACCAGAUGUCUAGCCAUGUAGACUCACACAUGUCCACUCUCACAUGCUAUACCUGGGAACCUUGUUGGUAAUUUACUGGGUUAAGAAUGAAUUUUAAUUCUGGGUAGCCUGACACUACCUUUUACCAGGUAGAACCUCUUACAAAAGCUGAAACAUUACUGAUUAAGACGUGCUGUGCUUACACCUAUCGAGGUGUAUGAUUUUAAACUUUACCACAGUAAAGAGACAGUAGGAAGAGAUUAAAGUUAACUAAGAGGACUACAGAUGACUUGCAAGUCAUGCAAAUUGGAGCGAUUCAUAAAUUAAGAAGCUGGUGGUCACACAUACCAAGGAUGAAAUUAUCUAAGCAAUUAGAUUAAGUGGUCAUUUAUUAAUAAAUCAUUAUUAAUAUGGCCGAAAAUGGAUACCAGACCUUGGACAUCCUAGUCUUCAAACAGUGAGCAUUAAUAAAAAAUUGCUUCUUGAAGUCGGCUAUGAAAGGCUCCAGUUUUCUGAGAAGGCUUUCCAACAAAAUUUAAAGUGUUUCUGUGCUAUUCUAUAGAAAAAAAGCAUUUCUGAGGUCAGACACUGAUGUUGGACGCUGAAGAAGAAACGUGUUUAAUGGGGUACGGCUCAGGACCCUGUGCAGGCAACUGGAGUUUGUCUACAUCAAACUCUUAAAACCAUGACUUUAUUGACCUUGUUUUGUUCACGGGGCACAGUCAUGCUGUUACCAAAAUGUUGGAUGCAUAUUAUUUGUUAUCAAUAACUGUUAUCAAUGGGGGGUGGGGUCGAAAUAAUUUUGCCCAUGUAGUGUACUUUCCACUAAAUCCAUUGUACUAGCGACUCACCAUAUGUUACAAAUCAAGUGUAACAAGUCUUUUAAAUCAAAUGUGUGACUAGGUGUAUCUUACUAAAUAUCAUUUGAAGGCUACAAGUGCAGAUAAUGCAUAAGAAGGAUGUUACCAAUAGAGAAACCUGUACUGUCCUAGAAUUUCACUGUUGAAGAUACUUAACAAACCACACCUGGGCUAAUAAAGUACUGCAACAGCCCUUUAAAGGGCAACAGGGAUUUCGCCAAGUGGAAGUGGCAUUUAAGUAAAACCCUCAUUACGUUUUAUGUCUACCCUUAUUUUCACGCUGACGCUUAACUGCUGGUCUCUUGACUUUAUAAACGAAGUCCAACUGGGGUUUGUAACUGUAGACUAUUGGUAUGUUUAGGCUGAACCUGGACAGCGAUAAAUUAAAACUUGGCAACCUGGCAACUCAAUAAUGCAUGCUCUCUCUUUAGAUGAUAUAUUUUUCUGUGCAGAUGGAUGUCAUACAUUUAUUUUUUAACCCCCAGUAAACUAGUUUUAGCCAUAUACAAAAAAGCCCAGUAUUGAUUAAAAAAAAAGCCCUGCUGAUUUAAGUACUGGUUACUGAUUGUUCAUGCACUAACCAAACAUGCCUGAAAGCCAAUGACAAUAAUGACAUUUUUCUUAGGCAUAUUAUCAAUAUCACAUCCCAUAAUGUCUUUGCCCCUGUAAAUUGUUUGUCUUUCAUAGGAACAAACAUUGAAUAGAAAGUAAAUGUAUUAUAUAAUUAAAUACUGUUAAACUAUAACAUAAAACGUCAAGUGAGAGUUACCAUGUUCAACUCUGACUAGGUCCUUAGCUUCUCUUUAUGUUGACAAAAAAUGAAAUUGUCUUUUUUGUCUUUUUGCAAUUUCUGAUCAUUCAUUGGUGUAGACAGUUCUCAGUGACAGUUGUAAUAAUGUCUAGCCCAUUAACCGUAAUUAAUAUGUAAUAAAAAAUGGCUAUAUCAACUUAGUGCACUACUAAUAGUAAUAAUGCAUAGCAUCAUAGAGAAUCACAAUGGACGUUAAGUUGCUCCUGCAUUUGUGAAGAAAAGUGAACAAUGAUAUGCUUAUGUUGUGUCCCCAAGAAGACACAACCAAAAGCAUAUUGAAAUCUCUUUAUUCCCAUUAACAGAUACAGGCAUAAAUUGUUCAUAUAAACAGUUCACAUUUAAAACUUUUGGAGCAUACAUGAACACUAAAUGAACCAUUAGGUGCAUUCAAUUAAAUGCAAUAUUAGCGGCCACUAAAUAUAACCCAGUGGUUGUUUUUUUUUGUCCCAGAUGCAUUCUCAGUACUAAUAAAACAGUGUUUUCCAAAAGGACAAGUUUUCUUAGAAAUUCUCUGAAACACCAUGGACAGUGUUUCAGAGAAGCUUCAGUUUUAAGUUCCCUAAAAUGUUUUUCAUGUGGGUGGAAGGACAAAACCCAGAGAAAGAACUGUGUUUUUAAACAUGUGAAGAUCCCAGUGCAAUGUUCUGACAAAAAUAGAAAACAUGCUUCGGAUUUUUGGAAAACAAUGACUGUAUUUUUGAACUGUGACAAAUGUAAUACAUGACUGAACUGAAAAAGCAAACUUGACCGAACUAGAAAUCUGUUGUUCUAGGUGCUAAUGAAUUUAACAGCAGAUUAUAUACUUGGACAUAGGAUCGAUAGUAUGGGAAACUCUUGUGAAUAAUGUAGAGGGAUUGGAAACACCUUUUUAGAAUUCAGUCAGUGAUAGAUAUUCAUUCUGUUGAUGUAACAAUUGUUUAUUAAGAGACGUACCUAUAAAUGCUAUUGCUAAGUUACAGAGCUUGGCACACAGUCACACUUGUCAAGUUGCUGUGAGUCAUGUAGGCAACUAUCAAAACUUUAUUAAAGUCAUUAUUGGCCUCACAGCAUCAUUAAACUGUUGGUGUGACCUUUAUAGAUAAAAUGUCUUUAAAUGUACUUACUUUGUGCAAGCAAUUCUGUUCUUGUGUCUGAUGGGUAACCUUAAUUUACUAUGUAAAGAUGGUUACAUGUAAGGGAUCAUUGUCUAAUAGAUUAACACUAUAAAUUUUUGUGGUGUAUUGGAUAUAACAGUUCCUUUCUUGUACUUUUUUCGCAUCCUAUUCCAGUAUUGUGUGUUAAAAUAGCAGUUAUUACAUAUGCUGUUCUCUCUAUGCUGCUGGGUUGAUAAAGUCUGGGUUGGUGAAUCCUGUUUGUAGCAUAGUCUUCAUUUAAAUAAAGUUAACACUCUUUGUUUAAUCUUGUAGGGUUUAAACUUUCUGUCAUGGUCUAAGGUUUAGUGCGGUGUAGCCUAGACGUUGUUUCAUUUACAUUUUCGGCAUUUAGCAGACGCUUUUAUCCAGAGUGACUUAGAGUACUGUGACAGUAUAUUAUCUAAGCAAUUAAAGGUUAAGGUCCUUGCUCAAGGGCCCAACAGUGGCAACCUGUGUGGUGGGGCUUAAACCAGCAACCUUUCAAUACUAGUCUAGUACCUUAACCACUAGGCUACAACUGCCCUAGUUUCCCUUUAUUGCUAGUUUAGUUGAUGCAGUCUGUAAGUGCAGGUUUGCAACACAAGGGAGGAUUACUGACUGAUGUGAUCCUUCUAAACAUUGUUUCCCUGCUUGCACUCACAUGAUCUCUCUUCUACUUUGUUGGCAGUAAACUGUCAGUGUUGACAAGGAAAGCCAAGCUUGAAGAUUAAAGAUUGAAAGUCAGUUGCUAAUAUUUGCUGUUGUUCUAUCCCGUUUUCUUUUUUAAGACAACCUAAUGCAGAAACCUUGUACACAUUCGUCAACAUUCCCUGUGUCUGCAGUGUUCUCUGGUCCAGUUUUUACACUGAUGCUGAAACCUUACAGCUGUUCAGUGAACUAAAUAGAAUGGUCAUGAAACAGAAUCCAUGCUAUAAACUGGGACUUUUCGUAGCUUAGUCAGACUUUGAACCCACCAUGAACCUAAGGAUAAAGUCGUUUUUGAAGUUGACUAAAGGGAACAAGAAAACCUUUUGCCAUAGUCAUUCAGUCACUGGUAAACCUAUAGGUUAACACCAUGCUCUGUAGAAACAACAAGAAACUAAGACAAACAUGAGCAUGCAGCCCAGAGAUUAAACUACUGUGAAGACCUGAAGAACUUUGUAAAUCCUUCUGCUAAAAGCCAGCUGGAUUAUCUGAUAAUAAAACAAAUUGUGCUGGAAUGGGUCAACCUGACUUUGGAAGUAGUGAGUGCUCUGUAUAAAGAACCCUCUUGACUCUUGUAGGUGGUGUCUGAGGCCUGAAUAAAAAAGCUGAAAACUCUAUA